GGAGAAUAAUUAAUGAGAAUGCCCAAUGAAGUAUUAUCCGGAAAUGUCCUAUCUUUUGAAUUUUCUUCCACACUAUGUAUAGGGGCAUUUUUUGAGGAAGCAGUGUUUGGUAAAGAUGUCAAAUGGGCUUCUGAUUUUUGUAUCUGUUUCAUGAGCUGAAGCCCCCCCAAGAUUAUCUAUUCUGAUCUGCAGAUAUGGCACCGGAUUGGAAAGGAAAAGCUAUUGUCAUAAUGGGAGUUAGCGGUGCUGGGAAAUCAACCAUUGGUCAGAUGCUAGGUGAAGCUUUAAAAUGCUGCUAUAUCGAUGCUGAUGAUUACCAUCCACAAGCUAACAGAGAAAAAAUGAGAAAUGGGAUACCUCUAUCUGAGGAAGAUCGCAUACCGUGGCUUGAAACACUGAGAGAUGCCCUAAGAAGAAGUACAGGGAACGGAGGAACUGUAAUCCUUGGUUGCUCAGCUCUACAAAAGCACUACAGAGAAAUUCUUAGAUCUGCAGACCCGAAUUAUUAUGAACCAGGUUCUUACAUUUCUAUAGUCAAAUUUGUAUUGUUGCAUGCUCAGGCUGAUGUGCUCGCUGCUCGGCUGGAGAAGAGAGCCGCAGAGGGGAAACAUUUCAUGCCCGCAAAGCUCUUGCAGUCCCAAAUGGAUUUGCUUCAUAUUGAUGAAUCUGAAGGUGUGCUUAAGGUUGAUGCUACGCUAGAACCCCAGGCUAUUGUGAAUAUCAUCAUACAAGCUUUGAUCAUCAAACCUCAGUCACAGCGAAGUCCUUGAAUACUACAGCAUUUGACCAGUUUCUCACAAGCCGUGGGAUAAAGUGGUUUCUACAUUUAUGACUGUCCCCAGGCAGAUUCAGAAAAUACCACGAAGUUGGAUUUCUCUGUUAAUCUCAACUAUUUUGGUUGUCUUUGAAGAAGAUUUUGACUUUUUUUUUUUAAAGAAGCUUUCUAUCACGGAAUAAGAAAGGCACAAUAUACCGUGUUGCACUUCCCUAAUUGAUCAAAGCGGUUAACUGCAUUUGCUGUAG
Messenger RNA from Coffea eugenioides, 1023 nucleotides. Its product is annotated as gluconokinase-like. The record is from RefSeq and is a predicted model, not a curated record. Gene Ontology annotation, molecular function: gluconokinase activity. The transcript has 4 exons. The coding region runs from base 195 to 770 and encodes 191 amino acids. Gene Ontology annotation, cellular component: cytoplasm. Lineage: Eukaryota; Viridiplantae; Streptophyta; Magnoliopsida; Gentianales; Rubiaceae.